AUGUAUGUGACAGCAAAGGAAAAAUACUAUCUAAUUUCCUAUGGUGAUUCUGAUGAUGAUCCUGUAAGAAGUGAAGUGGUGUCGAUCUUUCAAAGCAAUCACGAGGAAGCAGACACGCGAUUACUACUCCAUGCCAAACAUGCUGCAGCAACAUACGAUAGGAUCAUAAUCAAGAGUCCUGAUACAGAUGUGUUUAUUUUGUCUAUUGCCAUGCAACCUGCAUUUCCAAAAGAACUUUACAUGAUGGCUGGCACAGGAAACAGCUUAUGUUUUGCUGCAUACAAGUGUCAACGAUAUCCAAUAACUUGGCAUUCACAGGUUCAUAAUAACAAUAUAUUAACCAAACAACGCUAAACGUGCCUAAUGCUACAAACAUAACUUUUGAAACUAACUUUCAUUAUAUAUUGUAUACAAAGUCUUGAGCUUCGUGCUAAAGGCUAAUCUACUUCCACUCGGGGGAUUUUCCCGCUUGAUAGGAACAGACAGGAAUAAGUUCUCUUUGUCUUGUAAGCUCUCGGUUGGAGAAAAUAACUUAAACACAAAAAAACUUUCCUUUCUGUUGCUUUCAUGCCCAGUUUUGCAGACGAUUUACCUCAGUGGAAAGUAGCCUUAACAAGACGUUGUUUUAACUUUUAGGAUGUGACAGCACAAGCUCUUUUCAUGGAAAAGGAAAGAAAACAGCUUGGAAAACACUUGUAACCUUUCCAGAGUUUGUUGAAUGCUUUUCGAUGCUUGGAAGAGAUUUUCCUCCUGGAGAAGAACUUAUCAAUGGCUUAAACAAGUUCACCUGCCGACUAUAUGGAGAUAAAGAAUCAACAACCGUGGACAAUUGUAUGUACACACUGUUUUCCUCUGGGAAAUGCUCGCAUUAUGUAUUGCCUCCAACCUGUGACAGCCUUGUUCAACAUAUCCUCAGAGCGAAUUUCCAAACAUCAUCAAUGAUGCCAAUGUUUAAGUGCUGAAGUUAUUGUCCCUCCUCCAGUUGAUAAUGGUUGGAAUCUCGCAAAUGGGGAGCUGGCAAUUGUUUGGAUGACACACCCUUCUGCCCCGCAAUAUCGUUGCUUGAGUGUCUUGAUUGCAGAUGCAAGACAGGAUGCAAGUCAAUGCGCUGUUCCUGCAGAAAAGCGGACUUAA
Paramuricea clavata is the source of this 1134-nucleotide messenger RNA. The record is from the annotation of a GenBank genome assembly. NCBI's taxonomy places the organism in Eukaryota, Metazoa, Cnidaria, Anthozoa, Malacalcyonacea, Plexauridae.